AUGAACGAAAAGUCUCUAACACAAACAGCAAGCAAACAGCCAAGACCCCAAAGCGAGCCAGCAACCGGAAGCCCCCCAAAAAGCUCUUUCAAACAUCCGCAUUCGAGGCAAACAACAUCUGUCAGUGUCAGACCAUCACCAUCUGUUGUGCGUUCAGUAUCACUAAGUCAGAUGCUGAAAUUGGGCAAAGUCAUCGUCCCAGAUAUUGAUGUGGUAACUCUUCGUCUUGAAGAGUUUUGCAUCUCAAGAAUGGAGUGGUUGGAACCUUUUGAGGUGUCACUUUCAUUGGAAAGAAAACCAUUUGCCAAUGGGGCAUUCCGUGAAGCGUUUUUGGCAAAAUCCAUUGCAGGUGUGCCUGAAGGAAAGUAUGUCCUUACGAAAUAUUUGGAGGGAGAGAAAAAAGGAAUCGAGGCACUGUUUCAAUCCAUAGAACUCCAAACACGAAAGUCGGUUCAAUUAAAUGCCUUAGCUCGUAAUUUUGCUCAAAGUAUGGCUUCGGAGGUCCAAGCUUCAGAAUUUGGAGAAACAUUUAUUUAUGGUAAGGUCUACGAUUCGUCUCUAAAUGGUGAGCCUGUAACCUUAGAGAAUCACCUAGACAGUGGUUUUGAGAAGUUUAUCAACAACACUGGAGAGGUGUGUGUGAGACCUGAAGAUGCUAGUGAACUAAGCCUUAAAACUGAGACAUUUGUUCAUUAUACAUUCCAGAAAUCUAACCAACAACUUAUGGUCACUGACAUUCAAGGUGUUAAUUAUUCCUUAUGUGACCCAGAACUUGCAACGGCUGAGCUGGCAGACCCUGAUGAUCAGGCAAUUCGUUUCUGCACUGGUAAUUUGUCAGAUACAGCAAUUAAAUCCUUUUUGACAUGUCAUGAAUGCAACAGAUACUGUGAGAUGCUGAAACUGUCAAAGCAACAGUGA
Paramuricea clavata is the source of this 918-nucleotide messenger RNA. The record is from the annotation of a GenBank genome assembly. Lineage: Eukaryota; Metazoa; Cnidaria; Anthozoa; Malacalcyonacea; Plexauridae.